GGAACACGAGUAAUGACCGUUGUUGGCUUUGCCGCCACAACCGCUCGAAGAUUUCAAGUUGGUGUCACGGACCCUCAUUCAUCUAUCUCGCCUCCACCUUCCACCUACAACCGGUGCUUACAUCCGAAUGCCAAAGGAAUGCAAACCUCUUCUCGCACCUCUUGAUAUCGCUACCAGUACCGUUGUCAGCCAGCUAACACUAUACUUCUUUCUUAUCAGAGAUGUGCAACGCACUUGGAAACUUGUUCCGGCUCAUCAUUGUCACUGCUACUGCCGGUGCUCUGACCUUGUCUGUUUUCACAGCACUGUCAUGUGAACUUGUGGAAUACAAUCAAGCGAAUGGUAUAACAUUUGGGUUCUUCUUUCGAGGGAUUGAUGGCACUUGUGAAACAGACUACUAUACUACUAAUGAUGGUAUCAUCACUGGUUCCAGAUCUGCCCUCAUUAUAUCCAUGUGUGCUGGAUUCAUUGCAGGGGCAAUGGUUCUUUUUGAAUGGCUCUUUUGUGAAAUUUGCUGUGCAGGAGUAAUGGAGGGACUUGCCUAUCUCUUGGCAUGGAUUGCUGGAGGUGCCUCAUUUAUGUUUUAUGGGUCUGAACAAUGUACAUCAGAUGGGUCAGAAUGUGCAUUUUAUGAUGCUUCUGGCUACAUGACAGGAGCGUGUAUUCUCUAUUUUGGUUGCAAUAUCUUAUUGUGUUUCACACCGCAACCAGACCCCCUUUGCAGCAAGUAGUAACAAAUCAACCAAUCAGCACGGCAAGAAUCAAGGAUGGAUGUAAAACGCACCAAAAGACGAGGACCGAUCGUUGAGUAGUAAGUACAGUAGGGGACAACAAGCAGCCCAAAAGUUGUUGUUUGUGUAAAAGGUGCAAAAGUUAAUGGUAUGUAGUGAUCUAAUAGACUUUUUUAAGCUGGUAUGCAAAUAGUUCUUUCAUUUCUAGCUGGCU
Messenger RNA from Seminavis robusta, 945 nucleotides. NCBI's taxonomy places the organism in Eukaryota, Bacillariophyta, Bacillariophyceae, Naviculales, Naviculaceae. The record is from the annotation of a GenBank genome assembly.